Molecule: messenger RNA, 3237 nt
Organism: Chroicocephalus ridibundus (black-headed gull)
Lineage: Eukaryota; Metazoa; Chordata; Aves; Charadriiformes; Laridae
Gene: TEC
Product: tec protein tyrosine kinase
Exons: 18
Coding region: 198-2090 (630 amino acids)
Biological process (GO): T cell receptor signaling pathway; adaptive immune response; regulation of platelet activation
Cellular component (GO): plasma membrane
Molecular function (GO): ATP binding; protein binding; non-membrane spanning protein tyrosine kinase activity
Source: RefSeq, a predicted model, not a curated record
GGGGAGGAGGAGGAGGAGGCGGAGGAGGAGGAAGAGGCGCUGCCGCCGCCUUCCCGGGCCGGAGCGGGGCAGUGCGGUGCCUCCCUCCCUCCUUCCGCCUCCCUCCGCGCCGCCGGCGCCGGGGCUCCAUCGGCGGCCCCCGGGACAGGCAGGAACUGAUAUUCAAUGGCUAGAAACAGAGGUGACAAGUGGCUGAAAUGAAUACGACUACUAUCCUACAAGAGAUUUUGAUUAAAAGAUCACAGCAGAAGAAAAGGACUUCUCCCUUAAACUACAAAGAGAGGCUUUUUGUACUUACAAAGUCUAUGCUAACAUAUUAUGAAGGUCGAGCGGAGAAAAAGUACAGAAAAGGAUCUGUGGAUAUUUCAAGGAUUAAAUGUGUAGAAGUUGUAAAAAGUGAUGGUAUUAUUCCCUGUCAAAAUAAAUAUCCAUUUCAGGUUGUAUAUGAUGCUAAUACGCUUUAUAUUUUUGCACCAAGUGCACAAAGCCGGGAUCAGUGGGUGAGGAAUCUGAAAGAAGAAAUAAAGAACAACAGCAAUAUAAUGGUAAAAUAUCACCCUAAAUUCUGGACAGAGGGAAUUUAUCAGUGCUGCAGACAGACAGAAAAAUUAGCACCUGGCUGUGAAAAAUAUAAUCUUUUUGAAAACAGUGUAAUGAGAUUGCCUUCUCCAAUGCCAGAAAAAAGUGCGCGAAGGCCUCCCCCACCAGUUCCUCCAGUUGAAGAAAAUGGCAGCGAAGACGAGGAGAUAGUGGUGGCAAUGUAUGACUUUGAGCCUACAGAACAUCAUGAUUUGAGAUUAGAGAAAGGUGAAGAAUAUAUGGUGAUUGAGAAGAACGACAUUCACUGGUGGAAGGCGAGAGACAAAUAUGGAAAACAAGGAUAUAUUCCAAGCAACUAUGUAACAGGAAAGAAGUCCAACAACCUUGAUCAAUAUGAGUGGUACAGCAGAAACCUGAACAGAAGCAAGGCAGAGCAGCUCCUCAGAAACGAGGAUAAAGAAGGUGGUUUUGUGGUGAGAGACUCAAGUCAGCCUGGCCUGUACACAGUUUCCCUUUAUACAAAAUUUGGAGGAGAAGGUUCAUCAGGAAUAAGACACUACCAUAUAAAAGAAACAGUGACGUCACCAAAGCAGUACUACCUCGCAGAAAAACAUCUCUUUAACUCCAUUCCAGAAAUAAUUGAGUAUCAUAAACAUAACGCAGCAGGUCUCGUUACCAGGCUGCGUUACCCAGUGACCCCAAAGAAGACGACAGCACCAACAACGGCAGGAUUCAGCUAUGAGAAAUGGGAAAUUAAUCCCUCGGAACUGACGUUCAUGAGAGAACUGGGGAGCGGUCUGUUCGGCGUAGUGCGCCUUGGGAAAUGGAGGGCGCAGUAUAAAGUGGCCAUCAAGGCAAUUCGGGAGGGUGCGAUGUACGAAGAGGAUUUCAUUGAAGAAGCUAAAGUAAUGAUGAAGCUAACACAUCCUAAAUUAGUGCAGCUGUAUGGUGUGUGCACACAGCAGAGACCUAUUUACAUCGUGACGGAGUUCAUGGAGCACGGCUGCCUUCUCAAUUACCUGAGGCAAAAACGGGGAGUUUUGAGUAAAGACGUCCUGCUCACUGUGUGCCAAGAUGUAUGUGAGGGAAUGGAGUACCUGGAGAGAAACAGCUUUAUCCACAGAGACCUGGCUGCCAGGAACUGCUUGGUGAGCGAGUCAGGAGUGGUCAAAGUGUCGGACUUUGGAAUGACAAGGUAUGUCCUUGAUGAUCAAUACACAAGCUCCUCAGGGGCUAAAUUUCCUGUGAAGUGGUGCCCCCCAGAAGUUUUUAAUUACAGCCGAUUCAGCAGCAAGUCAGAUGUCUGGUCAUUUGGUGUUUUAAUGUGGGAAGUAUUUACAGAAGGAAAAAUGCCGUUUGAAAAAAGCUCCAACUAUGAAGUGGUAACGAUGGUUAGCCAAGGGCAUCGUUUGUAUCGGCCCAAACUAGCCUGUAAGCAGGUGUAUGAAGUCAUGAUGAUGUGCUGGCAGGAGAAACCAGAGGGACGCCCAACUUUUGAAGACUUGCUUCACAUAAUCAUUGACAUUGCCGAGGGUGAAGAUGCUUUCUGAAAAAAAAGCCAGCAGCAGCACAAGUACAGAAGGCACUUUCCAGAGACGUGGCUUCACCAUUUCUUUUUAAAGGCUUGAUUCUGUAAGCUGCUGGAGGCUGCUAAAUGGCAUGGGGAGCCUGUAACAUCUGAUCUGCCUCGACAGGAGGAGAGUUCUACGUGAUGUUAGGAAAUGAGGACGGUAUCUUCAGCAAUAGUAGCCGUCUGUACUUUCUCUGAGAAGUCAGCGUUGCAGAGCGGGCAAGUUGAGCUCUUUAUGGAGGAAGAGAGAACGUGGCCAAAGCCCAAGAGCUUCAUUUGCCUUUACUGGGUUGGGUUCAUGUAUAUACAGUCCACAGUUUCUGAGUUUCUCUUUACACAGGCAGUAGUAUUAGUAGUGAUUUGCAUGCUUAAAAAUUGAAGGUAUCUAUAAAACGCUAUUUACUGACAUUGAAAUCUUUCCAGAGAUUCUCCAGAAACAUUCUUUUUCUUCGUUGAUGGGUGUUUCCUGACACAUCAAGAACACAAAACGUGUCUCUCUUGUUUGCACAUAAUAGGUUGUUAACAGCAGUCUUCAGUUUAGUGUAACACUCAAAAAGCUUUGCUUCAGACCUGAGUCGUGAUAUGCCCCAAGCGAUUCCGUGCUGUUUGGUCAACCAGAGACCUCCCACAGUUAGUUUUGAUGUUACUUGUGAAAAAUAAGUCCCAGAUUCAGCACGACGGGCUGUCAGUGUACCAUAGUACCUUGUUUUGGAUUAAUUAUAAAAUAAUUUAUAUGCUGUAUGUAUUGUAAAUAUAUAAAUUCCAUGCAUUUAUUUAUAUAAAGUGUGGUUUCUUCUUGAAAUUUUCAAGUACAAGUUUGUCCUACCUUCACUUAUAUCCGCAGCUCGACCCAUGGGGUUGUAAAUGAAAGAAAGUACACUCUCAAGUGUGUUUAAGGAGGGCUCCCCUUUCUGUCUGUCAUCUGUACGUACAGUGAUCUAACCUUUCUGUUCUUAACAGAAAAUGUCAUGCUACGUGUGUACGUAAAUAAACCGAAUGUUAACUAUUGUUUGGAACCAACUAAUGCGUUGCCAGUAAUUUACUGUCAGUGCAUCAUAAGCCAAAACUGAUUGUUCAUGUGAACACGGUGUUAUGAUAGCCUAUGGAUAUCUGUGCGUAUACACACU